UGCAGGAUGGACUGCAAGGACGUUUCGGCGGAGACCCUCUAUGAUGUCUUGCAUGACAUUGAAUACAGGAAAAAGUGGGACACCAACGUCAUUGAGACCUUCGACAUUGGAAAGCUGACCGUCAACGCCGAUGUUGGCUACUAUUCCUGGCGGUGUCCGAAACCCUUGAAGAACCGAGACGUCAUCACGCUGCGCUCUUGGCUGCCCAUGGGCAACGACUACAUCAUCAUGAACUACUCCGUCAAGCAUCCGAAAUACCCUCCUCGGAAGGACAUGGUGAGAGCCGUCUCCAUCCAGACUGGCUACUUGAUCCAAGGGAAAGGAGCCAAAAACUGCACCCUCACCUACCUGGCGCAGGUAGACCCCAAAGGGUCUUUGCCAAAAUGGGUAGUGAAUAAAUUGUCUCAGUUCCUGGCACCGAAGACCAUGAAGAAGAUGCACAAGGCCUGCCUGAAGUACCCGGAGUGGAAGCAGCGGCACAACCCGCCCUUCAAGCCCUGGCUGUUCCCGGAGCAGAACACGCUGUCCCCGCUCUCGCUCUCGGAGCUGGCCAUCCAGCACGCCGACUCCCUGGAGAACAUCGACGAGAGCAGCCUCUCCGAGGAGGCCAAGGACGAGCGGGGAGAGGCCAGCGACGAGGACAGCGUCAACUGACCGACUGCCCCUUUGUCCAUGGCUGCGGGUCUCGACCCACCUGCCUGGGCACCACCCCCUUUUUAUUGGGUUUGUGUAAGCGUUUGCGUUUUUCCAAAAAAGAGAGAGAGAAAGGCUUGAUUCCCCCCAACACACUUUGGCAUCUCUCGCACUCGGGGCCAGGGCUGGUGGCGCAGCAGAGGGAAACCUUUCUGCAGAUUGGAAAAGUCCUGCCAUUCUUCAAGUGCUCGCUCUUUCUGGGGUCCAGCACUGACUCUCUUUGUGCACAUUCUCUCUCGUCCUCCUUUCCAUAAUUCCUUUAUUUGUUUCUUCUUUUUGCAAUGGGAGAUGGUCGUGGGUUGGAAGGGGAGCCAUGAAGACUUGCACUCUUCACUCCUGGGGAUUUGGAAAGAGGGAAACAGGCCCCGCUUCCUAUCCAUGUUGUUCUUCUCUUCUGAAAUGAAUCCCCCAGGUUUGGCUUCCAUGGGAACCUGGCUGGGAUUUCCCCAUUCUCUGCAAUGAUCAUGCAAUUCCUUCUGAAUUAAGAAUUCUUGAAAACGUUGCAGCAGGAGCAGAGUUCAUGACUGGCACCAAACUAAACAGUGGCAUAAAUUAUCUAUCUAUCUAUCUAUCUAUCUAUCUAUCUAUCUAUC
Messenger RNA from Anolis sagrei ordinatus, 1286 nucleotides. Lineage: Eukaryota; Metazoa; Chordata; Lepidosauria; Squamata; Anolidae. The record is from RefSeq and is a predicted model, not a curated record.